Molecule: messenger RNA, 216 nt
Organism: Bipolaris zeicola 26-R-13
Lineage: Eukaryota; Fungi; Ascomycota; Dothideomycetes; Pleosporales; Pleosporaceae
Exons: 1
Coding region: 1-216 (71 amino acids)
Source: RefSeq, a predicted model, not a curated record
AUGAGAGCUGGGGUUGCUAGUUUCGUUGGGCAACAAUGCUGUGGAGCCGAUCAUCUGUAUCAUCAUGUCAUAUCGUUGCACAAUAAGGAACCCAGACCUUUGGGCCCGAGACCCUUGACAAUGUACCGAGAAUGGCGUUCAAGCCAAUCAGUAGCCAGACGACUAUCCUUGAGAACAGUACACCCGCCUGGUAGGGAAAGCAUCUACUUCAUCUAA